CUUGUUUUGUUAGUUCGUCAGAAUAAGUUGAAGCUGUGUAAACAUCGUCAGUGACCUCUGACCUCUGAGGGAGAACCAUGUCGGUGAGGCACGCUAUCUUCCGGGGGCUGGAGCUGGGCAGGUCGGUCCUUCAGCGGGGUCUCCUCAAACCCGCUGUCCGAGUCGCAGCGAAGCUCCGGGGGGAGCGUGUAGGCCCGGCGGCCCGCACCGUUCAGCCUCGGCCUUUCCUGCCGGCUCGGUACCGCUACUACCGCAGCUCCCUGCGGGGCCUGGCUGCCCAGCUGCAGGCCGCCGCCUUCAGGAGGAGGUUCCCGAGAAACAGAGCCGUGUUCUUGGCCUUAAGUCUCGGCGUGGGACUCAUCGAGCAGCAGCUGGAGGACGACAGGAAGACUGCGGCGACAUGUCAGGACAUCCAGGCUGUGUUCAGAAAGAAAAGAUUCCAGACCCCGACCAAGCCGCUCACCUCUGGAUACAAACUGGAGGAUUACAUUAUUGGGAACCAGGUUGGCAAAGGCUCCAAUGCGGCUGUGUACGAGGCUGCAGCUCAGUUUGCCCCGGCUAAGGAAAGUGAUAGCCAGCGCCCCCUGGUGCAGCUGAGAGAAGACGAGGAGGAAGGAGAGAAUGGUCGUUCUCUGACGUGCUGCUCGCUGAGAAACUUCCCUCUGGCGAUCAAGAUGAUGUGGAACUUUGGGGCAAGUUCUUCGAACGAGGAUAUAUUAAAAUCCAUGUCCCAGGAGCUGGUGCCUGCAGGGCCCCUGGCCUUAAAGCAGAUGAAAGAACAAAUUACUCUGGAUGGAGACUUUGGAGUUCUGCCUAAAAGAGUGUCGGCACAUCCUAAUGUGAUCACAGUGUACCGGGCUUUCACUGCGGACGUUCCAUUGCUACCAGGCGCCCUGGAAGAGUAUCCAGAUGUGCUGCCACCCAGGCUUAACCCUGCUGGUCUGGGCAACAAUCGCACUCUCUUCCUGGUCAUGAAGAACUAUCCUUGCACACUGCGACAGUACCUGGAAGUGUCCACGCCAGGCCGCAGGCAGGGCGCUCUGAUGGUGCUGCAGCUGCUCGAGGGGGUCGACCAUCUGUGCCGACAGGGCGUCGCUCACAGAGAUCUCAAGUCAGACAACGUGCUGUUGGAAUUCGACUCAGCGGGCUGCCCUCGUCUAGUGAUAACUGAUUUCGGCUGCUGCCUGGCCCAGAGGGACUCCAGUCUACAGUUGCCCUUCAUAAGUUCGUGGGUCAGCAGAGGAGGGAAUCCUUCGCUCAUGGCGCCUGAGGUGAUCACUGCAGUUCCAGGAUCUGAUGUGGUGAUUGACUACAGCAAAGCAGACGCGUGGGCUGUGGGCGCCAUCUCCUAUGAGAUAUUCGGGCAGCGCAACCCGUUCUAUCGAGCAGUGGGACUGGAGAGCAGGAAAUACGAGGAGAAGCAGCUCCCUCCGCUGCCCUCUGGUGUUCCAGUCGAUGUGCAGAUAGUGAUCCGAUUACUCCUCAGGAGGAGCCCGAGCAAGCGCCCCAGCGCCCGUGUCGCAGCCAACAUGCUACAUGUCAGCCUCUGGGGACGGAAGGUCCUGGCCGAUCAGGACAGUGCGGGCAUGAGGGAGUUGGUUGAUUGGUUGCUGUGCCAGUCGGCUGUGGUUCUCCUGAAGGGCUGCAGAGGACCGAGUGGGAAGAGCGUGGAGGCGGAGCUUCAGAGGAGCUUCCUGUCUAACUUGGAGCUCGACGACCUGCGCACUGCCGUGGGCUUCCUGCUGUAUGGGCAGGGUCAGGCCAUGAUGCUGUCUGCAUAGACACACACACACACACACACACACACACA
Paralichthys olivaceus (Japanese flounder) is the source of this 1810-nucleotide messenger RNA. It is a transcript of the gene pink1, whose product is annotated as PTEN induced kinase 1. The record is from RefSeq and is a predicted model, not a curated record. Lineage: Eukaryota; Metazoa; Chordata; Actinopteri; Pleuronectiformes; Paralichthyidae. Gene Ontology annotation, biological process: protein phosphorylation; positive regulation of mitochondrial fission; autophagy of mitochondrion. Gene Ontology annotation, cellular component: mitochondrion. Gene Ontology annotation, molecular function: protein serine/threonine kinase activity; ATP binding.